GCCCAGGCAAAAAAGGGCAAACUGGGCCAGUACUCGCACACCGGUGCGCCAGUGGUCGUGAAAACGUCACAUCGGAACCCCAGCAGCGUGCUGCACAACAUGGCUGCUCGACGCGCAGUCUGCACGCUGCUGCUGCUCGCGCCGGCCGCCCCCCUCAUGAUGCCUCACAGCCGGCGUGGCGUCGCACUACAAGCUUUAGCCGAGGAUUUGUUAGCUGCCGAGGGACCACAACUCGCCGAAUUAGUGGAAAACAACUUCGAAGCCAUCGACGCCGAGACGAUGGCAAGUAUACAGCAAGCGACACCGGACGCCGCCGAGCGCAUCAUGAGCGCCUUCGCGGUGGAGACCGAUAAACGGAUGCUGAAGGCGAAGGAACGGCUGGAACACGUGCUGGAUGCGGGCGAAUUACUAGAAAUGGACCGGCGACUCACCACGUUAUUCAAGCAGGGCCAAGCAGAUGCUGCCUUACUCCUAUGUCUGAACGCGAACGUCGAAGCCGCAGACCCGGGCACGGACAAGCAUUCCAUCAUGCUCCACCUCUACACGAGGGCCCAGGAAGAAUUUGAGAAAAAAGCAGAUCCGGCUCGAGCCCUCGUGCACAAGCUCUGUAGGCAGCCGGACGCGCAGAUCCGGGACAAUAUUUUGAGGACCUAUUUGGCGCCUCAAACGGAGUUGAUCGCGCCGGACGCGACGCGCAUACCGUUGGAGACGCCGAUGCCGGCGCAGAUCUCGCAUGCACAGUUCUCGGACGCCGUGGCGUCGACGGUAGAGCAGCUGCGGGGCUUGGACGCCGACGGAGAUUUAGUGAAUGCGAACAUCGAGUGCUGCCGCCAGGUCGCCAUCGAGGCGCGACGGGUGUUGCUGGAGACGGGGGCACCCGAACACGUCCGCGCCUUCGAGGAGGAGCUCGCGAAGACGUGGCCGAUGGGGUCGCCUAAUGGUGGGUAG
Molecule: messenger RNA, 948 nt
Organism: Pelagomonas calceolata
Lineage: Eukaryota; Pelagophyceae; Pelagomonadales; Pelagomonadaceae
Source: the annotation of a GenBank genome assembly